Pomacea canaliculata is the source of this 6679-nucleotide messenger RNA. Its product is annotated as gamma-aminobutyric acid type B receptor subunit 1-like. The transcript has 19 exons. The record is from RefSeq and is a predicted model, not a curated record. Bases 534 to 3149 code for a protein of 871 amino acids. Gene Ontology annotation, molecular function: G protein-coupled GABA receptor activity. Gene Ontology annotation, biological process: gamma-aminobutyric acid signaling pathway; G protein-coupled receptor signaling pathway. Gene Ontology annotation, cellular component: G protein-coupled receptor heterodimeric complex; membrane. Lineage: Eukaryota; Metazoa; Mollusca; Gastropoda; Architaenioglossa; Ampullariidae.
CCAGCGGUUCCAAAAUAUCUUAACGGUUUUCAAUAAAGCAUCCAGAAUAUUUGACACGUGAAAGGAAAAUUAGAUAAGUGCUCUUUAUAGCAUAUAUUGCAUGAUAUGGAUGUUCAAUCAGAUUACACCCCGAAGAAAUGUCACGUAGCACCACACUUUAACUGUCAUGCAGACGACACCCUAAGAAUAUAUUUCGAAUAAUUUUCAUAAUGUAUCCUCGAUCAAGUACUUGAGGGUGCAAUUUCUGAUGGAUUUAUGAAGAACGAGUAAAGGUUAGCAAACUACAUAAAACCAAAUUAAAUAUUACGAUAACAUUUCGUUUAAAACUAUCGUCAAAAUUCAGUAAAAUAUAUCAGAAUCAACACUUAUUAAUCCUAUUAUAAAAAUACCUUGCGCUUUCAUAACAUAAGGAGACAACUAGCGAUCAACAGUUCUUAGCAUGAGGAUGAUUUGAAUUGUGUCGAGUGGACAAGAUGUUGAUACGUCCAUCUGCAUACGUGCAAAUAAAAAUUUGCUAAAAAGUGCUUAAAAAAAUGGAAAUAUCUAUCAGAAAAUGGCUCAUUUUGUCAACUGCUUUUUGGCCUCUGGUUUGUCCAAAAGACAUUCCUCUUACCUUAGGGGGAAUCUUUCCCAUGUCAGGGAGUUGGGCAGGGGGAGUUGCCUGCAAGCCAGCAGUGAUGAUGGCCCUUGAGAUGGUCAACAACCGCCCAGACAUAUUGCCUCGGUAUCAUCUGAACAUGCAAUAUAAUGACAGUCAGUGCAUGCCAGGGCUGGGAACAAAAGUGCUGUAUCAGCUGCUGUAUGACAAACCUACAAAGAUUAUGGUGCUCUCUGGUUGUUCUAGUGUAUCUACAUUUGUUGCACAGGCUGCCAACAUGUGGAAUCUUAUUGUGCUUGCAUAUGGAGCAAGUUCCCCAGCCCUUUCAAACAGAGAAAGAUUUCCAAUGUUUUUCCGCACCCAUCCAUCAGCAACUGUUCACAAUCCUACUCGCGUCAAGUUAUUUAAACAUUUUAAAUGGAACAGGAUUGCAACCAUUCAAGAAACUCAAGAACUCUUCACCUCUACAAUUGAAGAUCUGGAAAAGCGUGUUAAAGAGGCAGGAAUUGACAUUGCUGUACGCCAAAGCUUCCUGACAGAUCCAACUAACGCAGUCAGAAACCUUAAGAGACAAGAUGCACGAGUUAUAGUUGGCGUAUUUUAUGAGGACAUGGCAAGACGUGUUUUCUGCCAGGCAUACAAGGAAAAGCUGUAUGGCAAGAAGUAUGUGUGGCUAAUCAUUGGUUGGUACCCAGAUAACUGGUAUCGAACACGAGACGACCGCCAUAAUUGCACAGUUGAGCAGCUGGAGGAAGCACUAGAGGGUCACUUAACCACUGAAGCAGUCAUCUUACAUCAGGAAAACACCACGACAGAUGUUGGCAUGAUGCCUCAAGAGUUUACUCAACGUUUGAACAAAGAGCUGAACACAAGUGAUCCCAGCCUCAUUACUGGCUAUCCUGAGGCACCACUAGCCUAUGAUGCUGUUUGGGCUCUUGCUUUUGCUUUGAAUAAGACAGCAAAUAAACUUGCAGAGAAGGGAAUGAGCCUGGAGCAGUUUAAUUAUUCAAAUAAAGAAAUUGCACAGGAGAUCUACUCUGCUAUGAAUUCCACCAAAUUUCUUGGAAUAUCAGGCAAUGUGGCAUUUUCAUCUCAAGGUGAUAGAAUUGCACGCACUCAGAUUGAGCAGAUGAUCAAUGGCACAUACCACAAACUUGGCUACUAUGACAGUCUGGCAGACAAUUUCACCUGGUUUGGAACUGAUAGGUGGAUUGGUGGAAAACCUCCUCUGGACCACACCCACGUGAUUGAUCAUCUGCGAGUGGUAUCAAAAACAUUAUAUUUUUCCAUGUGUGCACUGGCCAUAGUCGGAAUUCUAGCUGGUGCCUUCUGUCUGAUCUUCAACUACAGAAACCGUCAGCGCAGAUGCGUAGCUUUCUCCCAGCCGAACAUCAACAGCCUGACAGUUUUAGGCUGCAUGUCUUGCUUGGCCUGCAUCUUUCUUCUUGGACUGGACGGAAAGUUUGUCUCCCCUGACGUCUACCCACUUGUCUGCCAGAUCCGUGCAUGGGUUCUGUCUCUUGGUUUCACCCUGAGCUAUGGCAGUAUGUUCUCUAAAAUAUGGACCGUGCACCAGCUCACUACAUCUCGCAAAAAAGACAGAAAGGGUGUUCAGAUAUGGGAGCUGUACACUGUGUUGGCAGUGUUGCUGGUGCUAGAUGUUGGUGUGCUUAGUGCAUGGCAAGUUCUUGACCCUCUCAAACGAGAACUGGAAGUCUUUGCCCAAGAAGAUCCCACUGAUACAGAGGAGGAUAUCCAACUCCGACCUCAACUAGAGCACUGCAACUCAGAAAACCUCUCUGUCUGGCUUGGUGUACUUUUUGGCUACAAAGGAAUUCUGCUCAUUUUUGGCAUCUUCCUGGCCUACGAGACACGCAGUGUCAAACUGAAGCAAGUCAAUGACUCACGAUUUGUGGGAAUGAGCAUCUAUAAUGUGGUGGUACUCUGUGUCAUCACUGCUCCAAUUAGCCUCAUCAUUGGUAACCAGCAGGAUGCAACUUUUGCCUUUGUGUCUCUUGCUAUUAUCCUUUGCAGCUUCCUCUCCUUGGGACUUAUCUUUGUUCCAAAGAUGAUGGAGCUAUACAAACACCCACAGCGUGAUGGCCAGGAAGUGCGCAGUCUUACUGACUCCCUUGUCAGUCGUGAGGAAGAGGAGCGCCACCUGCGCAUGGUUAGCGAAAAUGAACAACUCAAGAAACAGAUUGCAGAGAUGGAGGAAAGAGUCAAAGACCUUAAUGUCCGGCUGCAGAAGAAAAUGCAACAACAUUCUUUGAUGACAUCUAUGUCUGGAACUGGAACAGCUCCUGAUGAAACUGUCCCCCUCCUGUCUAACACCUCCAUCCAUGCCAAUGCAAUUACUGCCACCACUACAGUCAUUGUUAAGCCAGCCUCUGCAAGCCAGGAUGGAGACCUGCUGUCAGAGCAUGGGACCCGUUAUCAGCUCGAUGAUGGAAUCAUCCCUGUUGAUGGCAAUUCUGACUCUGGUCUGGCAAGCUGGUCUCUCACAAAGAGCUCCAAGACCUCAGCUUCUGACUCUGAGCCAUUUUGCUGAGUACCUGUCAGAAAACUAGUAUAAUGAGUGAGUAAGCAUCGGUUACAAAAUCAAUGUAAGAUUGAGAAUGAGUUCUGUUCAACAUCAGUCUCAAAAUCAUUAAUACUAUGCUGAUCAUUUUUUAAUGUCAGCCCAAAUAAGAAAAACUCAAGGAUAACAAUUCUAUAGGAUAACACAUGUAUCACGUCAUAUCAUACAUUUACAUAUAUACCCUUAAAGGUGGUGAUUUUUAUGGAUUCAUAAGAACAGUAUAGUGAGAGUAAUGUAUUUACGAUAUAUGGUAUACUAUAUGUGUAUGCACACACACAUAUACCAUGCAUUGUAAUUUAUGGCAGAAGGGGUGAGUGCAUAUAUAUGCCUAUACUUUUAUGUGUAUAGUGUAUGUGCAAAUCUAUGCACCUAGGUGUGCAGAUCUAUAUGUACAUGUGUGUGUAUGUAUAUAGCUGUGCACAUGCCUGUAUAUUCAUACAUGUACACAUGAAUAUGGGUGGGUGUUCCAAUCUAUGCCUGCAUGUAAAUGUAUGUGCACUCAUAUGCAUGUGGAUUUGCAGAUCUGUAUUUGUGCUGGUGCAUGUUUGUGCACACAUAUGUACAUGGGUUUGCAGAUGUAUGGUAUGGCUGUACAUUGAAGUCUUGCUGAGUAUUUAUUUCUAUUUCAGACAUAACCAUACAAGAGGCAAUAACAUAAGUGAAGCUUUGGAAACAUAUUUCCUCUUAUAAAAGGGUAAACAUCAGCUGGUACAUUAUUAUCUGAUGAUCAAGAAAAAGAGUAAGGGACAUUGAAAAAAUAGUUUAGUUAAGAGCUAUACAAGUUUUUAUGAUAGCCAGGUGCAAGGUCAAAUGACUGCCUGCUGUAUAUGACCAACCUCUGUGAAAUAAAUUGAAGAUUUUGCCUUUCAAGGAGUGCAUUUUUGAUUUGACUAUACAUUGCUUUCAUCCUAUAGAAUUAACAAUGUUUAUUGUUGUGCUUGUUUAUACAGAUAUAUGGAGCAGGGUACAUCUUUUGAAGACAUGGUGAUAAUUAAAUCCGAUGUUGUUAUGAAAUGCUUUUAACUGUUACCCUGCAGGUUGUGUUUGAAUUUUUCAUGUGUUGAGAGGUGCAAUUUUUACUCAAAGUUAAAUUUAUAUGGUUUGUGUUAAAAGAUAUACUGUUGUUGUUGUUUAUUUAUUGCAUUAUAAACAUUGUGGUACAAUGGACAUGCAUGGUUUUUGUGAAAAUAAGGUAUAGUUUUUGCAUAUCUCAUUAAAUUUAUAAUUUUUAUUUACUUAUAUUUAUAUACAUUUAUAUGAAACUUGUGUAUCUCAUCAGAUUUAUAACUUUAUGUACAUAUAUUUAUGUACACUUAUUUAUCUCAGACUUAUUACCUUUCUUCUUAGUUCAGCACUUAUUGCCAAGUGAGGUAAUGAUAUAUGUGGGAUCAGGCAUUCUGAACCCAAAAGAAUAUGAAGGAUAAUUUCUUUUUUUGUGUGUGACUCAAAUCCUGGGUCAUAAAUCUUGCAUGUGGAACAUUCCUAAAUGCUUUUUUGCACACACACUUUUUAUCUUCUCUUGACUGUCUUUCGCAAAUGUAAAAGCUAUGACUUUGUGCUUUUCUUGUUUUUAAAAAAGUCAUGAAAUGCAAAAUGAAUGUCAUGAAUCUAAUAAAAAUGUUUGCUAGCACAACACAGCAAUUAAAAAAAACAAACCAACAGAAGUGGCACAAACACUAAGUACAGUUUCACCUACUGCCAACAAUGUAGCAAAGAGUUUCAAUGUUUCUUAAUUCUUGAUCUUUGAUGGUGGUGUUUGUAACCAUUUUCAUCAUUUUAUUACACUUAUUGUCAUUACAUUUUGAUGAUUUUAGUUGUCUAUAAACAGAGGUUAGAGUGCAUUGUAUGUUGUGUGCAAUAAUAUUCACAUUUUGAUAUUAUUCUUUUGAUAUUCUCCUCCUAUCAUGAGAUCUCUUUUUUAAUCAUAUGUCAAUUUUUGUGAAAGCUGUAAAUGCUUGUUAUAUUUAUCUCAGUUUGAUUAGAAUGUUUACAUGUGAAAUCAUUUUUGAUGUUAAUAUUUUAUUUACAUUUAUAUAUUGUUGCUGUUAGCCUGUAUAGUUUCAAAAAUUUUGAAGACUGUAAAGAACAGGGAAAAUACAUGGAACAGGACAUAGGUUUUGUUUUUACUCCACUAACAUAAGAUUGUGAGGGGGGAAGUAUAUGUGUCUGGAGAAAGGAAGAGCCGACAGGGAUGGGGGUGGAACUCAAUUGAUAAAUUAAUUCACAAGCUACUCCAUCAUAAUCUGUCCAGGCUGGUAUAUUUAUAUGAAAUAUUGGCAUAGUUGAAAAGACAGUUGAAAGGGAAAUGAACCGAUAUUUAAUUUGCAUAAGCAGAUGAAAGUUGUCAAUGGAUUUCUCAAAAGGGAGUAAAACAGGUGUGGUGUAUAUAAUAUUUUAAGUCAAAAGAUGUCUGAUUGUAGCUGUUCCCAGUGAAAUUUCAAAAAGGAUAAACUAUAGUCUCACAGCAGGGCUAUAUGCUGCAUCAUUGUUCACCUGUGAUUUAAUUAUCAUAUAAAUAAAUAUAAAAACAAAGAUAAAAAAUAUUUAUGGUGAUAAUUGCUUUUAUGUUACCUAUACAACCGUUUUCAUGGUGUUAAAGAGAAGGCUAUUUUUUGAAGAUGGAUCAACAGACCAAGAAAUACCCCACAAAUGUAAAUAAAGUAAAUAUAAUAUGUUCACAACGAAGAGUUGUUUGAUACUGGCCAGUUAGAAGGUCCUGCGUCACUGUAUUUUUAAUGUUCUUUAUAAAUGUAACCUGAUUAUAAAUGUAAUGUCCUAAUUUAUUGUUUUCUUCUCUCCACAACAAAGAUGGACAUUUUUCUUUGGAGCUCUCAUAAGUAAUAAACAAAAUAUAAUCACACCUCACAUACCUACACAGUUACACUUAAGCCACCAUCAGCAAGUGUCAUGGAUCUUGAUUGAUUUUUAUCAAACAGUUGAUCGUGUACUCACUGUACUGUGUAAUAUUUAAAUUGAGUAGAAUUGCUGGCAUAGUCUUUCAUUAGUAGUAUAUAUAUAAAGCAUUAAAAAAAGUCCAUUUUUUAUUUGUAAAAUAUAUAGCACAUAAAAAAAUCCUGAGGUUUUGUGUUCUGUGACUGUUGACUUUGGUAGCUGAUAAAGGGGAUGAUUGCUGCUAAAGAGCUUUUUACGAUUUUGGUUGUGUUAUAAAUCUGCUUGUCCAUUUGCAACUAUAGAAUAUAGUGAUACAAUUAAAAUUAUCUCAAAAUCUGUUUAAUCAUGAAUUCUUCUAGGACUGAACUAAAAGUUUGUGGGUGUAUAGAUCUCAUCUUUUUGAUGUGUUCGCACACAUAGAUGUGUUUUUUGAAAGUUAUUUUAAGUGAAGAUACCAAUUUUACAUGUACAUUUUCAAAAUAAUUAAUGUUCAGUUUCCACACCAGCCCUGAAAGAUAUUUUUAGGUCCUCCUUUGUUUUAACAUGAUUAAAGCUGGCUAUUUGCCCUAACAAAUGUGAUUAAAGCUAUUUAGUAGAAAUCUAGAAAA